This is a messenger RNA of Ruditapes philippinarum (Manila clam), 2633 nucleotides long. RefSeq lists its product as uncharacterized. Lineage: Eukaryota; Metazoa; Mollusca; Bivalvia; Venerida; Veneridae. The transcript is spliced from 7 exons. Bases 226 to 2496 code for a protein of 756 amino acids. The record is from RefSeq and is a predicted model, not a curated record.
UUGAAAAAAAAAGAAAACUUGAUAUAUUGUAUGCUGAAGGGAAUAAUUUGGUAGCAUUUAACCGACGUGAAUUUUUUUAUGGUAUCCCUUGAGGUAUUUAUAAAGACAUCGUCAUAUUUAGGAAUGUAGACUUAAAAAUGUACGUGUUUUAAUUUGACAGGAAAAAAAACUGGAUUAUUACAUAAAAUCACUUUUAAUGAAAUCUAUUCAAAGAUCUACAGAAAUAUGGAAGUAAUAAACACGCACACAUUUGGCCUCGCUAUUGCCUUUCUCGUCGCUAUUGCCGCAUUGGUCAUGGCAUGGUCGAAACAAUUCAUAAUUGGAAAACCAAACAUUGAACGUUUACGGUCAUAUGCACAUGGGCUAAAGCUGCAAAUCCAUAACAUAGAGGGGAGCUCUCUUUUCGAAGCGAUAGCAGAUCAGCUAAGCCAUCUGAACUGUCAUGGGUCUUACACACCAGAUAUCAUCAGGAACAAGACCAAAGGAAAUAUAUCGUUAUCAUUUUGGCAAAAUGUUAAAGGACACCUUACUUUUCGGAAAGAGCAAGAAGUUUGGAAAAGUCAUGCAAUAAUGCUACACGAAAUAGCUGAUGCUUAUAACAGAACUAUCGAGGUUGUUCAUUACGACAGAAAAGAGACAACAGUGAUAAGGCCAGCCGGUACUGAGGUAACUCGUCAUUUGCAGACUGUUUACAUUGGCUAUGGUGGACAGGGGCAUUUUUUCUCAUUGCGGCCACUUGACGCAAAUCGAACAGCGGGAAUUAGGCCAGAAGCUAACCAUCCGGACACUUCAAAGUCAAAAGCGACAAACAAUGUUUUGAUUGGUGACAACACUAAACAAUACGUCAUUCAUUUACCAACGGGAGAUAAUGACGAUGACUAUUCAAUAACAAAAAAUAUUGUUGUUGGCGAUAAUACGUCUCAAUAUAUCAUUGCAACCUUUAGGACAUCAAAGGAGUUGAUAGCCGUCCUACGUGAAAUGGAAUCAACGGGCACUGAGGGUUCUGAACAUAGAUUAAAACUGAAAAUUAGAGAAAGAUCAGAAACACUGUCUGACGAACAGCUAAUAGAAAAACAUAAACGUACUAUAGCCUUGCUUGAGGACAAAGACAGUGAACCAAGAAGAAAACUUGAAGAAGCACUAGAACCGUUAGGUGUGAUAUAUGAAAAGUCGUCAUUAGAAUGCAUCUUGCUACAUUUGAAGCUAGAUUCUGUUGCAAAAGGUUGUGAAUUCGUCACAAAAUUCCAGGCAGGUGAUUUGGAUAACAUAAUGAAGGUCAUUGCAUGCCCACUCUACCAUAAUAACACGUCUACAUACGAUAUCCAGUUGCAAUUCAGUUUGACGCUAAGCGUAACAGAGAGUGAAAAAUUAAGGCCUUAUCUUCACUGUCAGGUUGUCAGAAAUUCGAGUGAGAAGAAAACUGAAUCUGUAGAAAAUCCAGUAGAGAAGGAAACGACUAAUCUGAAAGCAGAUAGUACGAACCAAGGCAUUUCUAUAGUUUUACGCCAAAAACCUGACCACAAGAUAAGUGAAACGGUUUCUGCUGGAGAUUUGGCUACAAAAAUACCAGAGGUUACUUUUAGAAGUUUAACAAAGUCACACCUACUUGAAUAUAGUUCUGAUAUAGACAUUCAUUUUGAAAAGUAUGGCUCUCUUAACACAACAUAUUUUUCAAAGAGAUCAUCAAGGGAGAUUGCUCUUCAAAAUGCAUCUAACAUGAUAUCAGAAAGUACGAGGGGCUAUGUUGGUUCUAUACUGAUUGGUAGAAAUCGAGCUGGUACUUGUUUUCGUGUUGGGAAAAGAUAUGUCAUGACUGCAUAUCAUGUCAUUGCCAAAGUAAUAGAAAACCGGCCUGUUGAAGAUCACUUAGAAAACAUCUAUGUUGAGUUUCCUGAUGUAGAAGAGAAACAUCUUGCAAAACCUUGUUUUCAUGAUAAAUGCAUUGAUUUCUCAGUGCUCGAACUUGCUAGUGAAAAUACCGAAAUGAAGCCAUUAAAACUGGUCGUAGACUGUUAUCCAGGAUUUCCUUUUUACACAAUUUGCAAUAUCAAAUCAUCGAGAAAAAUACGAAGAUCAGUCAUUGCAAGUACAGACUAUACAACAAAAUCCACUCCAUCAGAGUGGAUACUAUUUGAGUCGGACAAUUUCAAAUAUGGAUGUUCUGGUGCGCCAGGGAUCGCCAUAAUUGAUGGCAAGGUAUGUAUGGUAACAAUGCUUCUUGGAACUAUUGUAACAGACGCUAACGCUUGGUACUAUGGAGUGAAAAUGACAGAAGUCUACAAAAGAAUGUCUGAGAAACAUCCUGACAUAGCGGAUGAAAUAUUUGCUUCCUUCAAAGACCAUUCCUUCCAAAACGAAUCGACGGAUGUCAUGAAAAAUACACCAACCAGGAAUAAUUCACAAAACUCUGUACCCAUGUUAGGACGACGUAAAAAACUAACAUAUAAACAUAAGAUAAUAGCAAUAGCAAACAAACUAAAAUGUUUGUUUCUAUAAAUAUGAUACAUCAAUACAAAAAAUAUUGACAUCAUGAAGUGUAUCCUCGUGCUUUCAACUUUAUUUCAUAAAAAAAACAUUUUGUAUCUAAGACUGUCUCUUGAUUAUGUCAAUGGAAAAAGAAGUUCCAAGAUGUG